Lodderomyces margitis is the source of this 2160-nucleotide messenger RNA. RefSeq lists its product as uncharacterized. The record is from RefSeq and is a predicted model, not a curated record. Lineage: Eukaryota; Fungi; Ascomycota; Pichiomycetes; Serinales; Debaryomycetaceae. Gene Ontology annotation, molecular function: protein binding. The coding region runs from base 1 to 2160 and encodes 719 amino acids. The transcript has a single exon.
AUGCUUCCCUACAGGCUGUGUAUUAACAGCUCCAGAGUGGUCAACCAAUUGAGGCGGCCAAGUGUGAGAUUUGCCACCCAAGUUGGUAUAUUUACAAGACUCCAGUCGACACAAGCUGCCACAACCAAGGAGCCACUUGCGACAUCGGGGAAUCUCAAGCCUUCAACCAAACCCCAAAAGAAUGUCAACAAGACCGGUGCUCCUAAAAUCAAGAAGUUAAAUCACAAGGUAAGCGACAUAUCUCAGCAAAUCAAAAAGACUUUGGAAUCAAGUACUGAUUUGAAAGAGGCCAAAGACAUUUUUGAAGAAGGCAUUUCGUUUCUUCGCGAAGUCCAACAUGAAGAAUAUAUAUCAGACCGUGACUUGUACAGUGCUUUCUUGCCGUUAGCAACUGGACUACUCACCAAAGCCAAGAAAGCGGGUGCAGAUCUAGAAGAGCAUCUCUCUUUGUUUGUCAAGUAUCGUGUUGCACACCAGUACCAUUUCACCGAAGUUGCAGCCAACUUGUUAAAAAACGAGGAUGGAAAAUUUGCCUCUUAUCAAAAAAUAAUUCAUUUAUGGGUAACCUUUAUCGAAUAUGAUAAAUUAAAUUUUAUCCCCAAUGUAUUUGUUGAAACGGGUGAAUCUCGAAUUAGAUACAACAAAUACCAACUUCCACACAUUGUAUACUACGCUUAUGUGUUGUCAUGCUUAUUGCAAAAUGUGCCAUACUCGGAAAAAGAUGCUCUUCGGUUCUUUGAGACAGGCAAGGUGCCCUUUUACAACGAGGUCAAGUCCACCCUUUUCAAUUAUGGUGUUUUCAAUAGACUAGAGUUUGAAAAGUUUAGAGAACUUUUGGAGGAUGACAGGAAGUCGAAGGUGGACCCAAAUAGUGUACUUAUGUUGACCAGGAUCAAUCGUGCCACUGAUAGAAAAUUACUAGACGUAAUCUAUACAGAGAUUGCCGAGAUUUGUGAAAAGCGUGAUUUGAAGAUUGAGGAAAGGAUCAUGGUCCAGUUGAUGGAAAAGUACUUGUAUUAUGAUGAAUACGAUCAGGUGUUUAGCAUGUUUCAGAACAUUAUGAAAUCGGGCAUUUCUCCAUCAAUAGAUGCCUGGAAUUUGGUCCUUAAAGCCAUGAUCAACCCUAAUAGAUUCAACAAUGCAUCAGAAGCACAAAAGGAAGAACUUAUGCAAAAAUUCGAACGGACUUUAAAGACAAUCCUUGCUAGUGGUCUUAAAUACAACGUAAACACGUUAAGCUCAAUUAUCAGUGCCUACUCGAUUGCAGAUAAAUUCGACAUUGCUGAAGAUUAUGCUAAGCAGUAUGCUGGCUUGGGAAUCAACGAUGCAGCAAAAGACGGAAUAUUGAGAGGGUUGAUUUUCAAUGGAAAGAUUGUUGAAGCUGAAUCUAGAAUGGAAGAGUAUAUUAAAGACGGCGGCAAUUAUAAACCAAAUGUUGGAGUCAUGAACGAUUUCCUCAAUUACUACUUCAGAAAGCAGAAUUACAAUGCUAUAUUCGGUAUUAAUGAUUUUAUGAAGCAGCAUGGAAUUGAAGAGAACGUUGUUACAUUGACGACAAUGAUUAACGCAUAUUUCAAAUACCUUGUCUCUAUUGGAAAGAGCCCCAAUCUUGGCGACUUUUUACAGACGCUAAAGGGGGCAAAGUCACUUAAUGAACACACCUUUGCAUCUGUCUUGAAUGGCUUAAUCCAGUCGGCCAAUAUCGAUGCUGCCAGACAGUUGUAUAACGUAUUGAAGAGGAAAUUCCCCAGAUCCGCCUGGAUCCAAAGUAACAUGUUGACGGGAGAGUUGACAUUGGGAGAUGUAUCUGCAGCCGAGCAAAUAUUCAUUCAUUACAUCACCAAAAUUAGGAACGACCCCAUCAUUUGGAACACGAUGUUGAGGAAUGUUUUGCUUCGUGACGAGAAUAAGGCUUUGGAGUACUUUGGCAAAAUGAAAAAAGCUGGUGACAUCAAACCCAACGAGUAUACCUAUUACUUCCUCCUUGAUUAUUUCUACAAAAAGGGCAACAAGGACGUGGUGCAAAAACUUCUUAAUGACUUGGCCCUGAGUUCGUUGACUUCUUAUGGUACUAAGUUGCCAAACGUCCUUUUGCAAAUCCACAAGAGAGUCGUCCCACUAUCAGCGCCAAUUUUGGUUCAAAUGAAGAAGAACUUGUAA